This is a messenger RNA of Anopheles bellator, 453 nucleotides long. RefSeq lists its product as uncharacterized. Lineage: Eukaryota; Metazoa; Arthropoda; Insecta; Diptera; Culicidae. The record is from RefSeq and is a predicted model, not a curated record. The annotation marks the transcript as partial. The transcript has 2 exons.
CCUGGAGUUCAAUCGUUUCUGUGCACGAAGUGCGAAUCGCGUUUGGAUAAGAUGUAUACGUUUCGCUGGCGAUGCAACAAAAACAUUGCAUUGACCAAUAAGCUAAACACAUCGAAGAACGAGGCAGGCAUUGGCAAAGACCAUCUUGGAAACUCUGCUGAGCAAACGGUUGGCACAGAAUUCUUAAUCGAAACUGAAGUCAGCACACCGGAUUCAGCGAACGAUUUGCACUUGAGCUGUGCAGCUCAUCAAGUGAAAAUGUCAGCGGACCAUACAUCAAGAAACGCCGCCUGGAAGAAGAUCGACCGAUUGAAGAAGUUGCCAAAGGUGCCUUUCGACCUAAGCUCCGAAUCAGACGAGGACGACGACAUCCUUCCUUCCGUUUCCGAUAUACCUCCCGUCUCCGAUAUACCUUCCGUCUCCGAUAUAGCUUCCGUCUCCGAUAUACCUUCC